Staurois parvus is the source of this 918-nucleotide messenger RNA. Lineage: Eukaryota; Metazoa; Chordata; Amphibia; Anura; Ranidae. The record is from the annotation of a GenBank genome assembly.
AUGGUGCAGGAAUUUAUUUUAAUCGCAUUCUCCAGCUUAAAGCAGCUACAGAUAUUACUGUUUCUCUUUGUUCUGGUGUCAUACAUCAUCUGUGUUACAGGAAAUCUCAUCAUCAUCGUCUUAAUUAGGACUGAACCCUUGCUUCAAACCCCAAUGUAUUUUUUCAUAAGUACAUUUGCUGUUCUUGAAAUUAUGUUUGUGACGGUUUCUAUACCAAAGCUUCUGGAUAAUUUGAUUUCAGGAAAUAAGAGGAUCUCUUUCAUUGAAUGUUUUACACAGUUGUUUGUUUUCAAUGGGUUGGGUAUGACAGAAUGCUAUUUGUUAGUAGUUAUGGCCAUUGAUAGGGACUUAGCUAUUAACAGUCCUUUACACUAUUCUGCUAUAAUGAGGAAGGAACUUUAUACUACAUUAGCCAUGGCACCAUGGGUUGGUGGUUUUGCAAUAUCUUCCUUGACUACUGGUUAUACCUCCCAGCUUAAAUUCUGUGGAUCAAAUCAGAUUAAUCAUUUCAUCUGUGAUGUGGCUCCACUUCAGAACUUGUCUUGCUCUGAUGCUUCCAUGAGCAAAUUAUCCACAGUAGUGGCAGCUAUUCUCACUGCAAUUUUCCCAGUCUUUAUUAUCAUAGCUUUAUAUGCUCACAUUAUUAACACCAUCUUAAAAAUCAAAGGUGCUGAAGGCAAACAAAAAGCCUUCUCUACUUGUUCCUCUCACCUUAUUGUGGCCAGUCUUUUCUAUGGAGCAGGUCUUGUUGUGUAUGUUAGACCUACUGGAGGGGAAAACGACAAAUUUCUUGCUCUUAUAUACACGGUUCUCACUCCACUUCUAAACCCUUUCAUAUAUACUUUGAGGAACAAUGAUGUGAAGACAGCAGUAAACAAUUUAAUACUAAAAAAAAUUAAUGUAUUCAAACACCCAUAG